This is a messenger RNA of Parnassius mnemosyne (clouded apollo), 1461 nucleotides long. Lineage: Eukaryota; Metazoa; Arthropoda; Insecta; Lepidoptera; Papilionidae. The record is from the annotation of a GenBank genome assembly.
AUGAGUGAAAAUCGAAAAAUUUUUAAGACUAAACUCAAAUUUUGUCAGAAAAAUGCUGAGCAAAUCAAAAUGGAUAGAUUAGCUCAGAAAAGAGCAAAUAGGGACUUUAAAAAUUUCUGGAAGUCGACCAAUAAGUUGGAAUCUAAGACUAGUCUUGCUACGAGCGUGGAAGGAAUUAGUGAACCCAGUGACAUCGCUAAUAUGUUCAUGGAACAUUUUAAAAUACAAUCUCCACUUGGGCCCUCAACACAGGUGGGUAGUGCUGGGACCGUUUGUGGGGGAGAGGAACCUCUUGUGCAUAUUUCUGCUAAACAGAUACGCAUUAUCAUAAUAGGUAUGAGCCGAGGUAAAUCUCCAGGACAUGACGGGCUCAGCAUUGAGCACCUGAAGCACGCUGGAUUUCACCUGCCACGAGUCCUGUCCAUGUUCUACACAAUGUGUGUUAGUCACUCUUACUUGCCUACAAAUCUGAUGAAGACAAUAGUAGUUCCCAUUGUGAAGAACAAGACGGGAGACAUCUCUGACAAGGGUAACUAUCGUCCUAUUUCCUUAGCGACUAUCAUAGCAAAGGUGUUGGACGGUGUGCUUGAUACCAUCUUAAGUGACCACAUUCAACUGCAUGACACACAGUUCGGGUUUAGACCAGGACUAUCAACCGAAAGUGCUAUUUUAAGUCUAAAGCACACCGUUCGAUAUUACGUAGAUCGGGGUACCCCGGUAUAUGCCUGUUUCCUUGAUCUUUCCAGGGCAUUUGAUCUCGUCUCAUAUGACGUGCUCUGGAGGAAGGUGGAGGACAGGGGUGUACCGUCAGAGAUAUGUGGUCUGCUCAAAUAUUGGUACAGUAAACAAAUAAAUCAUGUGAAAUGGGACGAUACUCUUAGUGAACCGUACAGGUUGGAAUGCGGGGUAAGGCAGGGGGGUCUAACGUCUCCCAGAUUAUUCAACCUAUAUAUAGAUGCUCUCAUAGGCGAGCUCAGUAGCAAGCGUGUCGGAUGCAGUGUUGGUGGGGUUAGUAUUAACAACAUCAGCUAUGCAGAUGACAUGGUGCUGAUGGGACCGUCGGUGAGGGCAGUAAGAGAAUUACUGAAGGUGUGUGUAGCCUAUGCUGAGUCUCAUGGGUUGGCAUAUAAUGUCAAAAAAUGUGAAUACAUUGUCUUUGGCAUCAGGGGCAAGCCUAGGACUGAUGAACCUGACCUGUUCUUGAAUGGGUCAAAAAUUAAAAAAGUGACGUCCUUUAAAUAUCUUGGUCAUUUUCUUGCAGAUGACCUGAAAGAUAAUGUAGACAUUGAGAGGGAACGCAGGGCUCUAGCGGUCAGGAGUAACAUGCUGGCCCGUAGAUUUGCUCGAUGUACGGACUUAGUAAAAAUUACCCUAUUUAAGGCAUACUGCCAGAGUCUGUAUACGAGCAGUCUAUGGAUCAAUUACACUAAAAGGUCGCUGGAUGCCCUGUGUUCAAUAUAA